CAGUGGUCACAUUUACAAUCUCAAGAGGAGCUUGUUGGGUCAGGACGUGGACUUUUAUUCUUUUAUGUGACUGUUUUUUUUACUUAAACUCAAAGGAAAGAUGAUGGCCCUUUUAAGUAAACUGUCAUGUCUGGCAAAAAUAAGUGCUAUUUGCCUUGCCGUCACUUUUAUUGCUAUAUUUCUAUAUUUUGAGUCACAGUCUCCUUUGUGUCCAUCUACGUCUACAUUAGCUGAUGAAGAAACCUCUGAAGGCACAGUUUUUACUGAAAAGCCCAUCGUCCUGCUGUGGUUCUGGCCUUUUGGUUUUAGGUUUGAUUUCAAAAACUGCUCAACCUACUUCAACAUUGAUAGCUGCAUACUGACUGAUGAUAGAUCCAUGUACAGCAAAGCAGAAGGAGUCAUUUUCUACCACAAACAUAUUGAUUGGAAUUUCAAAAACAUGCCUCUUGAUCCACGCCCAACAUUUCAGAAGUGGAUUUGGCUUAAUGAGGAAUCUCCAAGGAACACAGCAAAGAAACCAGGUUUAGAAAACCUGUUCAAUUUAACACUGAGCUACAGACGAGAUGCCGACAUUGUGAUGAGGGAUGAGGUGACUAUCAGGAAAGAAGAGAUGAGGGAAGACUUUGUUCUGCCCAAGAAAGACAAACUGGUGUGUUGGAUUGUCAGUAACAAUGCCCCAGGAACUGGAACAAGUACAAGAGAUACAUAUUACCGUGAACUUUCUAAACAUAUAAAGGUUGAUCUCUUUGGAUCUGCUUAUACUGGGCACCGGUUGAGCUUUGAAGACUAUUAUCCAACCAUCAGUAGUUGUAAGUUUUACCUCUCGUUUGAAAACUCACUCUUCAAAGAUUACAUGACAGAAAAGGUGAAUGGGCCCCUCGCAGCAGGGACAGUCCCUGUCGUUCUGGGUUCACCAAGAGAAAACUACGAGCAAUUCCUUCCCAAUGGCUCCUUCAUUCACGUCAAUGAUUUCCCUAAUGCAAAAUCCAUGGCAGAGUUUCUACAGCAGCUGGACAAGGAUGAUGAAGCAUACAUGGGUUAUUUUGAAUGGAGGAAGUACUAUGAUGUCCUUCCUCAUCUUUUGACAGUGGCAAAACAAUUCAUUCAACCCACCUGCCUCGCCUGUGACCACAUCGCAAAAUACAAAGAGUACAAUGUAGUUAAUGACCUUUAUGAGUGGUACUUUACACCAGAACUGCACUGAGAGCACUGCAAUAGAA
Messenger RNA from Solea solea (common sole), 1220 nucleotides. Its product is annotated as 4-galactosyl-N-acetylglucosaminide 3-alpha-L-fucosyltransferase 9-like. The coding region runs from base 101 to 1204 and encodes 367 amino acids. Gene Ontology annotation, molecular function: alpha-(1->3)-fucosyltransferase activity. The record is from RefSeq and is a predicted model, not a curated record. Gene Ontology annotation, cellular component: membrane. The transcript is spliced from 2 exons. NCBI's taxonomy places the organism in Eukaryota, Metazoa, Chordata, Actinopteri, Pleuronectiformes, Soleidae.